This is a messenger RNA of Exophiala dermatitidis NIH/UT8656, 2670 nucleotides long. RefSeq lists its product as uncharacterized. The record is from RefSeq and is a predicted model, not a curated record. Gene Ontology annotation, biological process: transmembrane transport. Gene Ontology annotation, molecular function: transmembrane transporter activity. Bases 1527 to 1946 code for a protein of 139 amino acids. The transcript is spliced from 2 exons. Lineage: Eukaryota; Fungi; Ascomycota; Eurotiomycetes; Chaetothyriales; Herpotrichiellaceae.
CGACGAUGACGAUGACGACGACGGAACAAUGCUUUGCCGAAUACCGACUCGGACCGCAACUCGAAUUGUUGACGCAACCAUUCACUGCACGGUUGCAUUCCAGCAAGAAUUCACCCCGAGUCUCACUUUCAAUUUUCCCAACUUGAGCUGCGGGAUUGGGACACAGCGCUCUUGUCAUGAUGUGACGCUACUGCUGACAUAUUCAAUUGGUGAAGAUUCUGUCCGGCAUUAAAUUCUGCCUACGAACGGCGGCGAGGAGCACGCAAAGUCUAUUGGUUCAGUUAUGUCAAAUGCAGCAUCUCUUAUUUGUAUGUGACCGCGUACAUUUUGAGCAUAUGCUCUUCCACGGUGCAGGCAUCUCCAUCAGAAGAGCCAUCAAGAGGUCUUAAAACACAGUCUGAAUUGCCAUCAAGGAAGAAGGGAACAGAGUAUCUGUCGCUUCCGCUGGUAUUGAUGACACGGUGAGUGUUGCUCUUGUACGCCCCAUUCGUCCAGGUCUGCAACAUGUCACCGACAUUGACGACAAGGCCAUCCCUCCGAGAAGGCACUUCAACCCAGGCGUUCUGAGAUGGAUCAAAAGCCUGGAGACCGGAAUUCCCAUCCUGGAGCAACAAGGUGAUCGCUCCAAAGUCCGUGUGCGCACCAGUACCGACGACAGCAGAAUCCUUUGGCUGAGAUGGAUACCGGAGGGGCCUGAUUGCUGCGAUCGGAUCUCGACAGAACUCGGCAAUGACCCUAGUAUCAAGUUGCGGAAGGCCCCUGGCAAGAAUCUGCAUCAAGUGGAACGAGAGAUCGGUCACGGCAUCGAGAUAUUCAAGCAUGGGUUGUCUAAACUUUGUCUCGGGAAGGAUUUUGGGGUCUGGCCAGAUGUUGGGCUCCCCGAAUGGCCUGAAUUGAUUGUUCAUUCCAGGGAGCUGACGGCCGACGAAAUAACCCUACAUGGAGCUGUCAGCAACGCCGACGCUGGGACUCGAGACGAUGCCCGCACCCAGGCGAGCUAGGGGAAAGCUUACUUCUCUCACGUCAGGCCUUGUAUCUGCUUCUCGUACCUCAUUCCCAUACACUUCGUAGCCCCGGCCAGGUUUGCCGCUCAAUUUGAGCUUCUCGUCUGCUGGAAGGUUGAACACUGCUUUUGUUGCCUCAAACACUCGGUCCUGCAGUUCUAUAGGGAUGCCAUGGCCUGUAACUUCGAAAAUGCCGCUUGUCUCACAAGCGUGUCUGAUAAUUUCUACAACGCGGUCCGCCUCGGAAGACCUUGGGUCCUCCAAAUAUUGCGAGAUAUCCACCACUGGGAUCGGGAACGCGGCUUCGCGGUUUUCAACGGAAACUGUCAUUUUGCCUUUUUGGCCGCGACCCCGACAACGACCGCGCGCAACGGUUGGCGUAAGAAUCCAGAAGCUGUCCGUCAAACAUAUAAACAUUCAACAGUGGCAGCUCAGAAAUGGUAAAGCUGCUGGUGCCCCGACGACGCCGCUUUUACCCGACAUACGCUGGGUCAGUACUACUAGUACUAAUAGUGGGAGUUGAUGGUGAGUAUGCCGGAGAAAGUUUUCUCCGCAAACUUACAGUGCCUACCAUCUCGGCUCGGAUAUGCCUUUAUCGGCUCUCUCAGCCUCACAAUGACGCUCCUGGUGUCUCCUAUCGCCACUGUAGCCACACAGCGGUAUGAUAUUCGGAAGACUAUGUUCGUGGGAGUCGUUCUUGAGACGGCCAGCCUACUCCUAGCAAGCCUAGCAACAUCCAUCUGGCAUCUCUUCCCCACUCAAGGUGUCCUGUUCGGCAUGGGUCUGGGGAUGAUGUUCAUUCCUACAACGGCUAUUGACCCACAGUGGUUCACGAAAAAGCGGUCUCUCGCCAGUGGUAUUGCUGUUUUUGGAGCCGGGCUGGGGGGCCUGGUGUAUUCUUUGGUGGCCGAAGCAUUGAUUCGAAACCUUAGUCUUACCUAGGCCUUUAGGAUACUCGGUAUCACUACUUUCACGGUCAACAUAUCUUGCGUGCUCUUGAUCAGAGAUCGGCGUCGGCUGACAAAAGUCAGCUUUGCCAAAGCUGCAGUAGAACUGUCUCUGUUCAAAAACAUUGAAUUUGCUCUUUUGAUAGGGUUCAGCGGCUUCACCAUAUUUGGCUUUUAUCCUGAUCUCCAGCUUGGCCGCCUACGGUAUCAGCAUUGGCCUUCAUUCAUCUCAAGCUUCAUUCGUCUCCGGUCUAUUCAAUCUGGGACAGGCAAUUGGGCGGCCUCUAAUCGGAUACUUCAGUGAUAACAUUAGUCGCAUCAAAAUGGCUGGCGUUGCAACCUUUUUGGCUGGCGUUAUCUGCUUAGCUGUCUAGAUUACAGCAAAGAGCUACGGACUGUUGAUUUUCUUCGCUCUUACCGAAGGUAUUGUGGCAGGGAACUUUUGGGCUACUAUCGCGCCGCUUGUGGCGGAGGUUAUAGGAUUGGAAAAAGUGCCGUCUGGAAUGAACGUGGUGUGGUUGUAUCGUUUUGCCUUCGACCUUUUCUGAGCCGAUCGCCUUGCGCAUGACGGGCGCACCGGGAAAUUAUCUGGGCUCCCAGCUGUUUUCCGGCCUUAUGUAUAUUGCUGCCUCAGCCUGUUUAGGACUACUUUUUCUCAGACAGAAACAACAAGAAGGAUGGUCGAUCUGGUGAAAAAUGACAAGAUACCUCGCCCAGCC